CCCAGCAUUCUCACUGCACAAUUACUGAAGCUGCACAGAUGAGUUGCUCUGAAUCAGCAAUACCCGUGAGCCGUGUGUCUAUGCAGGUAGCAGUGCUGCUAAUGGCUUUCUGUAUCCAUGAGAUCAUUGGGGUUGGAUCUGAGUGUGGCAGGCCCAUGUAUGGCCAGAGUCGCAUUGUUGGCGGUGAGGAUGCAGUGCCAGGGACAUGGCCUUGGCAGGUCAGCCUGCACCGCUACGGUUCACACAUCUGUGGUGGGUCCCUAAUUUCAGAACGUUGGGUGUUGUCUGCAGCGCAUUGUUUUACUUUAACAAAAGUACCUUCUGCAUACAGUGUAAGGUUAGGUGCCUAUCAGCUAUCUAAACCCAACAGUAAUGAAAUCAUAUUAAACGUCAGCGAGAUCAUAAUCCAUCCUACAUUCAAUAAAACUACAUUAUUUGGAGACAUUGCUCUGUUGAAGCUCAAUACAUCAGUAUCGUUUACCUCAUAUAUACUGCCUGUAUGUCUUCCUGAUAAUUCUUCUAUAUUUACCACUGGCAUGAGCAGCUGGGUCACAGGCUGGGGCUCAACCAGCUCGUCAGUUCUCCUUCCUUAUCCCAAGACCCUUCAGCAGGUAGAGGUGCCCCUGUUGGAUCAGCAGAGUUGUGACAAGAUGUAUCACAUUAACUCCAGUUAUAGCCCUGGGGAAGUGAUUGUCACACAAGACAUGAUCUGUGCUGGGGACAAGGAUGGGGGAAAGGACUCUUGCCAGGGAGAUUCUGGAGGACCGCUGGUUUGCCAGGUAAAUGGCACUUGGCUUCUGGUGGGCAUUGUGAGCUGGGGAGAAGAAUGUGCUUUGCCCAAUCGCCCUGGGGUCUACAUCCGUGUCUCAUAUUAUAGAGAAUGGAUUUCAGGAACAAUAUCCUCACCACAAAUAACGUCUAGCACUGUCAGUACAGGAAUCAGAACCUCCAUUAAAGGGUCAGGAACAGUAAACUCACCGCAAACACCGGCUAUCACUGUCAGUACAGGAAUCACAAUCCCCCCUAAAGGGUCACUAUCAGGGUGUGGGAGACCCCAAGUAAACAGUCGGAUUAUGGGGGGUGAAGAUGCCUUAAACGGGGCCUGGCCCUGGCAGGUCAGCUUGAGGUACAAUGGACGUCAUUUCUGUGGAGGGUCCCUCGUUGGUAACAAAUGGGUCAUCUCUGCAGCUCACUGCUUCUCCCGUUACCCAGCAUCGUCAGUUAAAGUAUAUCUUGGUUCCUACAAACUGUCCCAGUACAAUUCCCAAGAGGUGUCUAUCUGGGUGAAAAGAGCCAUUUGCAAUCCCAUAUUUGGAGGCGUAGGAACCAGUGGGGAUAUUUGUCUACUGGAACUCCUUAAUGCAGUUAAUUAUACAGAUAAAAUCCUCCCAGUGUGUCUCCCAUCUGCUGAGGUUCAGUUACCCUCAGGAAUGUACUGUUGGGUGACUGGCUGGGGGAACAUUGAAUCAGGUGUCAGUCUGCCUGAUCCACAAACUCUGCAGGAAGUACAGGUUCCGCUGAUUGACGCAGGAACGUGUGACAACCUUUAUCACAUCAAGUCUAGUACCAGUGCAUAUACAAAGAUUAUUCUUGAUGACAUGAUCUGUGCGGGUUUUAUAAAGGGAGGAAAAGACUCCUGCCAGGGGGACUCUGGUGGACCUUUGGUGUGUGCCCAGGAUGGGCGCUGGUACUUAGCUGGGUUGGUAAGUUUCGGAGAGGGUUGUGGUAUUGAGAACCGCCCUGGAGUGUACACUCGCCUGCCGGCUUAUGCAGACUGGAUAGUAAGAAAUGCUCCUGAAGCCUCAGCAGUUGUGCAAAAUGUUAGCUUCACACCGAAUUCAUUCCUAAAUAUAAGUUAUGGCAGCAUGGGCCUAAUGAAUUCAGCUUCCAGCACAUCAGCACUUUGUAUUCCAAUUCUUAUUACAUGGAUGGUGACUUUUCUAAUCAUUUUUAUGACAUAGGACUCGUCACAGAUUUUAUUAAAUGAUCUAAAAAAGAAAUGUUAUGAACCUAAAGCUCACAGCUUACCCUGUUAAACUGAAUCAUUUAAAAAGGAUGGUGCUAGUAAACUCUUGCUGAAGAUAAUCAUCGAUAUCACGUUCACCAAAGGUGGAGAUCUUAACUAGAGAUGACCUAUGCUUGUGACAUAAUGAUACAAUAAAAUUAAUAACAUUAAAAGCAACAAUAUAUUUAUAAGAA
Messenger RNA from Bombina bombina (fire-bellied toad), 2199 nucleotides. RefSeq names its product prostasin-like. The transcript is spliced from 10 exons. The record is from RefSeq and is a predicted model, not a curated record. Bases 39 to 1961 code for a protein of 640 amino acids. Lineage: Eukaryota; Metazoa; Chordata; Amphibia; Anura; Bombinatoridae. Gene Ontology annotation, molecular function: serine-type endopeptidase activity. Gene Ontology annotation, biological process: proteolysis.